AUGCCUGGUGUCCCUUGGGCGCAGGGGAGGACUACCUUCACCCGCCUCUGGCGUGCUGUUGUGCGGAGAGGCCUGGAGGUGCUGAUGGGCAGCCCAGUCGCUCAGCGCGAUGCCCUGCCCGGGAAGAAGGCCUCCUCUGUGCUCCCGUCAGUGCUUUUCUCCUUUAAAAUGUCAGACAGGGUGAAAUGGGAGAUCUCAGGCAUCUUUGCUUACCUGAACUACCAUGUUCCCCGGACAAGACGGGAGAUCCUGGAGACCCUUAUCAAGGGGCUCCAGCGGCUGGAGUACAGAGGCUAUGAUUCUGCAGGUGUGGGAAUCGAUGGCGGAAACGACAAAGACUGGGAAGCUAAUGCUUGCAAAAUCCAGCUUAUCAAACAGAAGGGGAAAGUGAAGGCUCUGGAUGAAGAGGUUCACAAGCAACAGGACAUGGACCUCGACAUCGAGUUUGAUGUACACCUUGGAAUCGCCCAUACCCGCUGGGCUACCCACGGCGAGCCCAGCCCUAUCAACAGCCACCCGCAGCGCUCCGAUAAAAACAACGAGUUCAUCGUCAUCCACAACGGCAUCAUCACCAACUACAAGGACCUGCGGAAAUUCCUG
This is a messenger RNA of Fulmarus glacialis (Northern fulmar), 600 nucleotides long. RefSeq names its product glutamine--fructose-6-phosphate aminotransferase [isomerizing] 1-like. The annotation marks the transcript as partial. The transcript is spliced from 7 exons. Lineage: Eukaryota; Metazoa; Chordata; Aves; Procellariiformes; Procellariidae. Gene Ontology annotation, molecular function: L-glutamine:D-fructose-6-phosphate transaminase (isomerizing) activity. The record is from RefSeq and is a predicted model, not a curated record. Gene Ontology annotation, biological process: protein N-linked glycosylation; UDP-N-acetylglucosamine metabolic process; fructose 6-phosphate metabolic process.